Molecule: messenger RNA, 1704 nt
Organism: Pseudomyrmex gracilis
Lineage: Eukaryota; Metazoa; Arthropoda; Insecta; Hymenoptera; Formicidae
Product: alpha-tocopherol transfer protein-like
Exons: 5
Coding region: 246-1316 (356 amino acids)
Cellular component (GO): membrane
Molecular function (GO): phosphatidylinositol bisphosphate binding
Source: RefSeq, a predicted model, not a curated record
UGUGUACAGACUUUCAAUAAAAUCUCGCAUACCCGAUACUCUUCGCUCAGUUUCUAGAAGGAGUGGAUUUAUGUUGCGCGAUUUUUGUAUCGUGCGCGCUUGAUGGAUUUUGCAAAAGAUUCCACUUUGUAAAUCUCGGUGAUGUAGUUGAAGUGUCGUGAGUGUAUAUACGCGCGCGCGCGAAUACUCGCGCUAAAAACUUCCAUUCGUUGCCGUUGUACAGUAUUUUGUGAAGUUUUUCAAUUAUGCAGGAAAACGAGAAGACCGGCAAGGCCGAGUCGUGGACAAAGGAGCGCGAGAACGACGCAAAAAACAAUCACGAGGAUCGAGAAAUCCUCGGUAGAAAGAAAACCGAUGUCGUGCUAGAAGAGGAUCUGAGAAUUCUCAAAGACGAUAUGCCGGAAGAGUUCACAAACGAUCAGAAGCUCCUGGACGACGAGCAGAUUCGUCUGGAUUUGAGCGAACCGUCGCCGGAUGUGAUGGAGUACGCCAGGAGGGAACUCGGUGAGACCGAGGAGGUCAAGUGUCAAAUGCUGCAGGAGCUACGCGACAUGAUCUACGAGAGAGGCGAAUGUCUGCCGCACAGAAUGGACGACGAAUUUCUUAUCAGAUUUUUACGCGCCAGGAACUUCAACGUCAAGUGGACACAUAGGCUGAUAGCGAAUUACUACACCUUCAAAGAGGAACAUCCGGAGCUGCAUCAGCAAUUAGGCCUGUCGCAAAUGAGAGCCAUCGGCGAGGACGACGUGAUCACAGUGCCACCUUACAGAACCGCAUGCGGCAGACGAAUGCUGAUCUACCGUAUAGGCAAUUGGGAUCCGCGCAAAUAUCCAGUCGAAGAACUUUUCAAGGCCACGAUCUGCGUUCUCGAGGUGGGCAUUCUCGAGCCCAGAGCCCAGAUUCUGGGCGGCAUUGUUAUUUUUGAUCUCAAGGACAUCACCAUGGCGCACGCGUGGCAAGUAACGCCUCAGGUGGCGAGCUUGGUGUUGUCUCUGAUGGUGACGUCGUUUCCCAUGAAGACGCACUCGUUACACAUUCUCCAUCAGUCGUGGAUAUUCGACGCGAUGUUCGCGGUUUUCAAGCCGCUCAUUGACACCAACAUGCGCAACAAGAUAUUCUUCCACGGCAACAAUUACGACAGUUUCCACGAGCACAUCGCGCCCGAGUACUUGCCGAAAAUGUACGGCGGCGUGAGAAACGAGGUGCCCUACGACAAGUGGAUCACGUCUCUGAUCAAGGAUCCAAAGGUGGUCGAACAGAUGGACAAGAUGGGAUAUAUCCUAACUGACGAGAUUCUCGACAACUUCAAGGAGUGAAAAAAAAUCACAUUAUCGUUCCGACAAUUCGGGGGCUAUUCGAAAAUGCGCGUAAAUUUUCCCUUUCUGCGACACGUCGCUGCGAUCAUUACUUAGCGAUUAUUAUUUAGCGAUUGUUAUUUAGCGAUCAUCAGCCUGCAUUGUCCUUGCUGUCAUUAUAGCGUCCGCCUAUUUUCUACUUCGUUCUGCUAUCUUAUCGAACAUACAGCAUUAUCCCAAUGAGCUUUGCACAUUUAUCGAUCAAUUGUUAGAAGUCGAUAGUGAACACUUGAUUACAAACGUAUUCCACGUAUUGUUUGAAAUUUUUAUGCUAUUUAUAUUGCGUUAUAUGUGUAUCUUUUGAUAAUUAAGAAGCUAAAAACUAAAUAAAAGUUUUUUUGCGUAAUAA